AUGGAUGAUGAUGUAGCUUAUUCUUCUGACCCAGAAGCUAUAGACUUCAAUGAAGAUAUAUUAUUAGAUCUUGAAAAAACUGAAUUGGAUUUGGAAUUGGAUGAAAUUGAUAAAAAUGUAGAGAGCUAUUAUAAAGUGUUUGACACUAAUUUAAUUGAAUAAGCAAAGUUGAGCAAUGAAAAAUUUAUUAAAGAGAUGAAGAAAUACGAUAUGAAACCAGUGGAGGAGUAUCAGUCAUUUUUCAAUAAUUACUUAAUUUCUGAUCAAUAUCUCACUCCGUAAAGAGCCUUAUAAUUAGUGGAUAUGCAUGAAAACUUGUAUUUUAAGUGUAUGAUGAUAUAAGAGUUAAAUGGUAAUGACUAAUUUUCAUAAGAAUACGUUGAAACAUUUAUUAACUUAUCUAAGUAAGCAGCAGAUUCAAUCAAAUUAAACGUUUAAAAAAUGCCUCCAAAAUUUAGAGACGAACUCAUUAUUUUUGCUAUUAGGUUCUAAAAGUACGAUGCAGUUUCAGCUGAAUUAUUUCUAACCUAUACAUUAAGAAAAGAAAACUAGGAUUUGCUGCUUUCUGCUCCAGGAACCGUAGCUCUUAUUUUAUUCAUGGCUCUCUAACCUCAUAAAAUGCACUAUAAAAUGCUUAAAAUAAUUCAUCAAGACCCAGUAGGAUUGAUAGAAAUACCACUUAUAUUUGAGUUUUUAGUCAAAAAUAUUAAAAAAUCUCCAUUUGAUAUGAUCAAUAAUAAGGAAAGGAUGGAGAAUGAGGAAAUAAUCGAUAAUUUUAUUUCAAAAUUAAUUAACAAGCAUUAUGACGAUGAUGACAGCUUCAAAUAAAUGUACACAAAUUACCUAAAAUGUUAUCUAAAGUAUUAUCAAUAUUAACCCAAAGAAGAAGUCGCUAUUUUCUUAGUAUAAAAUUGGUCAAGCUACAUCAAGAGCAAUCCUGAUCCUCAAUAUACAGUUAACUAUUUACUAUAAUAUAUUUUCUCUCGAUAGAAUGAUCAAUUAAGUAGCUAAAUAAAAGCACUAUUGCCCAAAAUCUUAGAUGAUCUUCUAGAAAUCCAGUAGAAAAAUGAGCCAGAUAAAAUGAAAAUUCUAGUUUAAAAAGGAUUAGAAACUACAGAUAUAGAAAAAUUUUGCUCUCUUCUUUAGCUUCUACUUGCAUCCAAGAUUUAGAAUAAUGAAAUUUGUGAAAUAGCCAUCAAGAACUAUUUAAAGAAUAAAAACAAAAUGGAGAUCACAUUAGGUUCAAUUAACAAAAUCCACAAAUAUUUUUAUGCUCAUUCUGAUAUAUAUGAGACUAGGGAAAUUUUAAAAGAUCUAGAAAUGCAAUUCAAUUAAAAUCUGAGUUCUAUGGAGCCUGCUAAAAUUAAAACUUACUUAAACGUUAUCUUAGGCUGCGCAACAGUCUUCACCAGAUAUCAAAGCAAAUUAUUCAAUCCUAUAAUAGAUGAAUCAAUAAGGUCUAAUCAUGUAGAGCUUACUAACAAGUGGAGUGUUGAAGAUGCAGUUUGGGUAACAAAGAAGCUUGUUUCUAUUGGUAUAACGAAAUCACUUCAUAUCCUUGAUGAUUACAUUUACGACAAAAUAAGCACUAACUACAUACAGUAUUAAGAGAAACCAGAUAUUAUCCAUGAGUAUAUCAAGACUAUCUACAGCAGAAAGAAAAUUGAGAAGUCAAGCGCUAAAAAGUUCCUAUUGCUAAUCAAUUAAUUUAUUGAGGUCAUCAAUAUUGAUCCAAUUAUCUAGGAUGAUGUCAGAAAGGCUGUUGGAAAAAUUGAGGAUAGUCUCACUAGUAGCUGGACAGAGGAAAGAAAGCUUUUGAAAAAAAUUAUUGAUAAUAACAACGAAUUUUUCAACUAGCCAUAAUUAUAGAUGCAAGCGAAAUUAGAAGAAGAUGAAAUGUAGGAUAAAAUUAUAAGGGACUUGCUGAAAUGA
Molecule: messenger RNA, 1932 nt
Organism: Stylonychia lemnae
Lineage: Eukaryota; Ciliophora; Spirotrichea; Sporadotrichida; Oxytrichidae
Source: the annotation of a GenBank genome assembly